Oryctolagus cuniculus (rabbit) is the source of this 10111-nucleotide messenger RNA. The record is from RefSeq and is a predicted model, not a curated record. NCBI's taxonomy places the organism in Eukaryota, Metazoa, Chordata, Mammalia, Lagomorpha, Leporidae.
UAAUAACACUGUAAGAGUUAUAACAGUUAAAAAUACCUAACAUGGGAUAAAACAAAUUCAGAUACACCAUCAACUAAAAUCACAUCAUGGUUAAAACCUCCAUACAUUUUGUACAGAGGAGACUAUUGGAAUUUUGGUGAAAAGUUACCACGAAGAUGGGAAGAACUCAUAUAAAACCUGCCAUGGAGCAAGUGACCAUUGUGUGAAAGCAUCGCUAAGUGUAAGUUCACAUGUGCUCAUCAGGGGUCACAGGUUGCUAAAGAGAAGACUGCUCCUUGAAGGAAGAUGGGCUUGGCUGUGCAGGUUGUAGCCCAGGACAAUCUCUGUGAAGCUGAAGCAGAAUUUUAAAUGUUGGGAAGGAGACAGGGUUUGGAAGAGGGAAGAAUGAGGGAGCACCAGAGAGUGCACAGCAUGGGUGCAGGGCACUAACUUUGAGACCCCUUAGGGGCAGAAUAACCCCAAAGGGGUUCUGAGAAAAAGAAUUACUGAGGGAUUAUAACUAUCUUACCAUGGGCAGGUUGCUCCUGUCUCCCUUUCCCCCAUGCUUUUUGGCUUUGGCUCAGGCUACUCUGUUCUCUAAUGGUUGCUGGUAAAUGGAGAUGCUUCUGAAGAAAUGGGGAAUGGGGUCAGUUUCUGUUCGGUGGCCUCUUUUUCUUUAUUUUUAUGCAGAUUAUUAACAACACUGAGUGUGUGGGGACAGAGUAGAACCGGAGGGUGCAACUCCCUGGGCCUGUCUGACACUGUGAGAUUUUGUGGUGCUCAGAGGGGCUCGCCAAGCUGGGAACGGGUCUUAGGCAGUAGCUAGGCUACAGGUAGAGUAAACGGGAAAUGUCACUAAGGCCAAAACACCUUAUAGAGCACAGGUCAGGAUCAGGGGUAGGGAGGAAGACUUAAAGGGCCCCAGGGAGAUGGACAGUUCUGCUGGCCCAGAGGGUGGGGGACGACUGUGGGUUCAUGGCCCAAUGCUGCCCCCUCCCCCGCCCUCAAGAACCCCUGCUAGUGUGCUGAAAGCUCUGUGAUGUGGGCCUGGAACUCUGGUCUAGAAUGUGCACUGCAGUGCCCAGCUUCUCCGAGCGGGGACCACCCUCCUCGUCCGAGGGGCCUUCCUGCACCAUGGCUGAGCUCCAGUUUGACCUCCUGGGUCUUCCAAUCCCCGACUUCCUGUGUGGGCUCGGGAUCUUCUUUCUGUCCCUGUGCUACCUGAUGACGAGUCUGUGUUUCCCACUAUUUUGGAAACAGAGAGACAUCAAUCAGUGUCGGGGCAGAGUCAAGAGGAGGAGGAAAGGUGGAACAUACAGAGGUUGGAGAACAUGCCAGAGAGAAGCAGAAGAGAGAAGGAAGUUGCUUUCUAUGCUGGAAAGCCACCUGGGCCAGCAUCACGCCAUCAUUCACUUUCGUCACCUGCUAUGUCCAGACCCCCUCUGUGAGGUGUGUAAUAGAGCAAGUGCUAUGGUCCAUCGUCUGCUGCUUCCGGAGUGCCUGGAUGAUGCUUCCUCUGCUGCGUCUUCGUCUUCCACAUCUUCUGUGAUUGAGCCAUCGUUUCCUGUGACCUCCACUGUCUCUGCAGUCCCCUCAGGAGACGCAGUACCAGACACUUUAUCUGGGCCCUCUCCAGGCACCCCCUCCAUCAUCUCACCUAAGCCAGCCACCCCCUUAUCUGACUUUCUUUCACUCUCACCACUGGGUGACUCUGUGCCACCAGAGCCUAUUUCUCCCUUGAAUUUCAAGUCGCCAGAGGACCAUUUCUCAUCCCAACCACUUGCCAUUCCUGGCCCUCAAUCACAUGGUGAUAAGAGAACGGUUUCUAUUGUUCACGCAGAGGCUGCUUUGUCCAUGGUGAGUCACCCUGGCGAGUCAUCCACCUACAUCCCCACCACCAGCAGCACUGACGCUUCAAGUCUGGCUAUGUCAGGAUUAUCUCAGUGGCAGGCUCCUACCAGGAAUGUAAUAUUCCCCGGAUUACAACACGGAGACUUCCAGCAAGCGCAUGUUUCCCACCCUCCGCCCAGGACCUGUUUCUGUAGAGACUUUGAUACUACGAACAUGGAUGUCAGUAGCCUUUUUCUCCUUGGCCUUAACAUAAAGUCACUCUCAGAGACACAAACAGGAAAGGGAAUGGCUUUUGGGACUUUGGAAAAGAAAGAAAAUAUGAAAGAAACACUUUCAAGCCAAAUGGGGUCAGAACACCAUCUGACUUCUUCAGGCGACUCUUUGCUGCCUCUUGUGCAAGAGCAGGAUGCCACAGCCACCAAAAGCGGCUUGGGCACCGAAGGCAACCCAGCGCCACUGUGCCUCUGUCAGCAGCUCCUGUAUGUCAAGAACUUGGGGGAACACUUGAAGCAGAAGUACAGCCAGCUCUUCUGGGGUCUUCCUUCUCUGCACAGUGAGUCCCUGGUGGCCACUGUCCUGGUCUCUAGGAGCAGUUCUUCAUUUGAACAUCACUUUGUCUUAUUCAAUGGAAGCUGUAAUGCUUUCGCACUCCAAAUACAGGAGCAAAACCUUCCGCAUCUUCCUCAUGUCCACACCCUUCCCCUCACUAACCCACAUCACCAACAUUUUCCUCAAAGCAAGCUCCAACCACAGAUUCUAUCCCCAGCUCAUGUCCAUUCCCAUGCCCAAGUUCAGUGCCCUUUCACUCUACUGCCGUCAUCCUCACCCCAGAUCGAGGGCCACAGAGUAUCUUUCCAUAGACUACACAGAGGAGCUGAUUCUUUCAUCUCAAAUGAAAAUCAGCAGCUGGAAUGGCAUGGGUUUCAGAAACAAGAAAGUUUAUGGGAUUUAGUUCCUGGGCUCCAAAAAUGCCAAGAACUCCCUAGUUCUCCAGAUUCCAACUUUCCAUUGCUCAGGCAGCCCUCCCAGACUCCAGUAUCCGUUUUUCCUGACCAUUUUCAUAUCGACAGUGGACAUCAGGAGAGACUGGAGCUUCGUGUUCCAAAGAGGCUAACCCCAUGCUGUUGUGCCCAUGUCCACAGGAGUCAAGAAUUUCCAGCACUGACCGAACCUCAGUGCAACUCAACAGGAACAGUUCAGCAGAAUUUCAGACAUGCUCACCCUCAACUCUCUGAGCUUCAGUGCCACAGAAGCAAGGAUGCAGGUAACAUGGAAUUGCCAAUCCCAGGAAGUUUCCACGAGAGAGUCCACACAAGUUUUCAGCUGAGGAAGGACAUGGCAAAGAAUCUUGGAAAUAUCCUGGGAAGGUAUUCAUUAGACAACCCAGCAACAGUGUCUGAAUGCUACCCAGUGAAGACUCAGCAGGUUGUGUCUGAGACAAAAAAUGACUUGAUGAGAGACGACUCAACGAAUGAAUUACGAAGGGUCUCAAGGAGGGCCUUAUAUGAGAAUCAGAUGAAAAGCAUCCUCAGGUUACAUUUGAAAAGGAAGUUUUGGCAGAUAUCUGAGGGUAGGAUUCCUUUACUAGUGUGUUGCUCGUGGCUGGCUGGUGAUGAUUCAUUACCUCUUCCUCAGAGUUAUCAUGUCAGUAUGCAAAAUGGACAUUUGGCACCCGUGGUGCAUAGGACCUGCUACCAGAUUACCACUUUUGUGCUUUCCUUUCUUGAUCCCAAAACCCAACAGGUACUAGAAGCUCAUAUUAUAAGGUUUCAGCUAAACCAGAAGUGGGGCCUACCCUUGAAGGUUCUCGAAUCCAUAAAACUCUUUACAACGAGAGAAGCAAAAACAUGGGCGCUUCCACAAUUAGGCGUUCGCUUGUCUGCCACCCAUAUUCCUGGGAUGGCUACCAAGGCUAAUGGCUCUAAAUCCCUUGACAAAAGCUCCAAAUCUUUGCAUGGAGACAAGGUAGAAACAAAAAGCCCAGCUCCCGGGUUGAAUUUUUCUCUUCCUGCCACCUCCCCUGUGGGAAAGGAAGGGCAGGAGUACCUGAGACAAUCACCUGCUGACGCCAGCUGUGUGCUUUCAGGGAAGGAUGAGACAGUCGGAGAUGGCAGAGGGGCUUCUGGGCCCCUCUCUCACCGCAUCUUUGACAAAGCAAGUCAGAAACAGGCUGUAACAGUGAAACGCGAGGGCCCAGAGCAGCCCGCAGUGCAAGCUGAAGCUGGCUGUGAAUCACGAUGUGGGAAAGUGAGAUUCAGUGAUCACAGUGAGCGCGUAGACGUGCGUCAGGAAAAGAAGAUGCAGGAUGAGGAUUCCGAACACUUUUCCACAUCCAACAUGCACAGGGAAAUGUUCAAGGCCCGUGACUUACCCCUGUUUCCACUACAAGCUGGUGACAGCUUAACCAUCACCAAUGCCCAGAGGAAAACUGUGACUCCAAGUGCGGCGGACAUUCCCAGCACCAGUGAACACUCCCCACCAGGAAUCCCAGGCCCUGAAGAGCCUGCACUACAUUCCUGUAAGGAACAGCUGCUUAGGGAGCUGAAGCUUAAAUUUCAGAGUGGGGAUCAGAGCCAGAGUCAAGACUGUCCCAGUGAUGCAUCCAUUUUUCCAGACAGUGUGACUUCUGAUUCCUCACUGUCUGAUUCCUACAGUGUUUCCAGUAGUGAGAUGGCAGACUCCCAGGUGCUGCAUUUCCACUGGAAGAGCAAAGGGUCGGGCCUGGUGCCACAUCAGGAGCUCUGGGACCAUGAUCAUAUCCUAAGGGGGUGCCUGCGUAAGAACACCCCACCAGCGGAGAGGAGACUGUGCCCUAAGGGACUCACGGCAGGAGAGCGCAGAUGUGAGGACACAGGACUGGGGACAUCUAGAGCUGUAAGGAGGCGCCAUCUUGCUGAGGACGGGAAGUUAGAGGGGACGUUUGAGACCCUGUCACAGAGGGAACCACAUCCUCCUGAAAGCUACUUCAGAAGAAAGAUGAGACAGUUUUUUCAGUGGCUCAGUCCCAAGAGAAAUAGCCCAGGGCAGGAAAUCCCUGAGAAAGACAGAGCUCUCUUUAUGAGCUGUGGACCUCCUGAAGCCUAUGAGCUCAUGGCAGCCCUUGGAAAAAUUCUAGAGGACACUCUGGCCUGCAAGCGGGGACUCGAGGCCUUGCAGUUAAAUCAGCAGAAGGAGGACCUGCAGGCCCAGGCAGAACCCUGUAGGAGACAGCUCUCCCACUGUAGAGUGCCCUCUGACCUGUGGUGGGGAGAAAGGCCAUGUCCUCACUUUAACAACCAGGAAGCCGGCUAUCAUGGCUCAAGUUGUCCUACAAGAGCUCGACAGACAUCAGACAGGAUCAGGUGUCCCCAGAAAGUUGUGGCUUUCAAGGACCGGCAAUUAUUCUGUAGUCACCCCUGUUCCCAGCCUGCGGAGAACUGGUGACCUUUUCAAGCCUCACUCACAUGCAAGGACGCCAAGGCUUCCUGCUGCCCUCAUGCCUGCUGAGGGCACCUGGUUGAGAGAUUUCACUCUUCUAUGCAAACAGGAAAAAAGCUUGCACAGCACUUGUGGGAAGGCAGAAUUCUCCAAAAUUAACCCAGGUCUUGUUGGAAGAGCUGCAGAGAUGACAGUACAUCCUCACCUGAGAACAGUCUCUCCCCUUAGCAUAACAGAGAAUGGCUAUCUCCCCAUUAAACAUUUCUUUUAACAGACAGCCUGUUCUCUGUGUCCUGCACUGGGAGCAUGGGAUUUGUGAAUCUGAACUUGUACUUAGGGAAAGGAAGGAGUUAGCUUGGCUCUUGUUAUUGUGUGGUUUCCUUUUUGGCUUCUAAAGAUGAUCCAUCCUGUACCCAAGAGUCUGUCAAUGGCUGCCUCUGUCUUAUCCUGAGGCCUCUGUUUUGGUCAUUUUCUGAUGUUUUAAAUUUUAAACGCUUUAUUUUUCAUAAAAUGUGCAUAAUGUACUGUAAAACCUUCUAGUCUUUUCAAAGUUAGAAAAUCAAAGGUCUGAAACCAAUAAUUUAACUGCUUCCCCAGUCUCCUAAAUGAUUCACAGCUGUGGAGGAGAACAUUCUGGAAUAAUAGAGCCGCAAAUCCCUCUUGCUGUACCAGGAAGUCUGGGAAGUGGAGGCACGGGAACCUGUAGAAACUAAGGUCUGUGGUAGGGAGAAGUCCCCCUCCUGGGUUUCUUGGUGAUGGAUAAAUGCUUCCUGCCCCACAGACCCAGCCCUCUCUCCCUCACGAAAUGUGCAUCGAUGGGUCAUGUUCCCUUCCUUUGUGAGCACAUAAAAUGGGGAGUGGUUCACCAAGUCCCUUCUAUCUACAUUUUUUGAAGCAGUAUAGAGGACAGAAAAUGCAGCUUUGAAUGGGGCAACGAAUAGGAAUAAUUUCCUGAGAUGAGUGCUUGUUGUCAUUAAAAUGAUGGCUGAUUCUAGCAUGUCUCAAAGGCAGUGGUCACGGAGUGGGGCAUGUAUAGAUGGAUUUUUCUCUUGUGGACACUGUGUCAGCUGGGGUGGGGUCCAGGAACUGGGUGGGUGCUGCUGACAAAUCUGAAAGUUUGUCUGUCUGAGAAGCACACUUGGAGCUGGAGAACGAGGGGUGCUUGCUUGUUGGGGGAACAUAAGGCAAGGGAGGAGCCCACCCCAGGGGACCUCUUCAGGUUGCCUGGCUGAGAUCAAGAGGUCACCUGGCAUUCUCUUGUAGGAAUGGACAUUAGACAGCUAACUUGAAUUUAGGAAAGAGGAAGGUGUAAUGAUAGAGUGAUGGGACAAGGAAUACAACAAGGAGGAGAGGAAAGAUAGAGCCCAUCAUCCAGACAUGACCCCAUCCUGGCUGUUCCCUCCACUUGCUACUACCUUUCCAAGGCCUCACCUCUUCAGGCUCAUAAGGGCAGAAAGCCUGCCUGCCUGCCUACCUCCCUCCAGGUUUGUUUAUUUAUUCAAAUGGCAGAGAAGAGAAGAGAGAGAGUGCACGUGAGCUGCUUCACUCCCCAAAUGUCUGCAACAGCUGGAGGCUGGGUUAGGUUGAAGCCAGGAGCCAGGAGCUUCUUCUGGGUCCCAUGAGGGUGCAGGAGCCCAAGGACCUGGGCCAUCCUCUGCUGCUUUCCCAGGCUCAUUAGCAGGGAGCUGGAUCAGAAGUGGAGCAUCCAGACUUGAACCAGCAUCCAUAUGGGAUGCUGGCGCUGCAGGCAGUGGCUUAACCUUCUAUGCCACAGCGCUGGCCCCUUGUAAGGGCUUUCUGGAGCACAAUGAGUGCAUUUCCAUGUAAGAAGGUGAGGAUGCUGUUUGAUCAUGGGGAAACUGCAGAUAUGUUACUGAAGACCAUAUCUUCCUGUUUGGGGAAGGUAAACUUGGUCUCUGCCUUCCAAUCAUGCUAUAUCUUACAUGCUACAAAAUCACACUGAUUUGCAGUUGUGUGUGUUUUCUAUUGUUAUCAUUGGUACCUUAAAAUUGAAUGCCCUCCCCAAAUUUUUGAUUCACAAUUUUCUGGGUGAGGAAUCCAGACAUGACCCACUUGGGUUCUCUGCUUCUGGGUCUCUCCCCAGUGCUGCAAUAAAGAUGUCGGCUGUGGCCAGGGUCUCUGGAGGUUUAUCUGGGAAGGGAUAAAUGUGCCUGUUCAUUUUUUUGUGUGUCCGUGGGCAGGAUUACACUUCUCAAGGCCUGUUGGACUGAGGGCUUAAGUUCCUUGCAGGCUCCUGGCUGGAAUUACCUGGAGGUCACCCUCCAUUCUGGGCCCUGUGGGACUCUCCCAUGUUGCAGUUUCAUCAAAGAUGGGAAAAGAGAAAGAUUCCAAGCAUGACAGAAGCUAUAAAUCUUUUGUGAACCACAGUUAUAAGUAAUAUCCCAUAAUAUCUUCAUUAUUCCUCUUAUUAGGAGCAAAUUAAUAAGUCUUGAUGACAGGAGGAUGGAAAAUUACCAUGUGUGAGUGUCCAGAUGCAGGGUUAGUGGAGCCAUCUGAGAAGUCACCAGAACACUUCUUGGAUACCACAGUGAGCUCGCUGAAGCCAGCACUGCCAAAGGCAUCAAAUGGAUCUCUGUCCUCAUCCAUAACCAUGUCUUCAAGGUGACAGUUGAGUAAAGGGGUGGAUGGAAAGAAAGCCCCAGAGCUUGGAGUGUCUGAAGGACCAAAAAUUGGUGUUAAGGUAAAUGUGGGUGCGGGGCCAUCAUGAAUGGUCAAGACACAGGAGCCCUGGAACCACCUGGCCUAGCACUGCCUGAGUCAGACCUGGAGGGGAAGAGGAACUAGGGGCAACGUGGCUCGUGCUCACCCGAGUCUCUCUCCUGGGACUUCACUCCCAGACAGAAGGAAACAACCUUCAGCUACUGCUGGGAAAGCCAGGCUGAUAGAGAAAACCAGUCCAUAGCAUUCAAGAUUUAAUUUCUGCUCUUGUGAAUAUAUUCAAUACAGCAUAGCCCUCACUUCAACUUUGAUUCUCAGAGCUUGAACAUCCCAGAGGAUGAGUCAACUCGCUGGUGAAAAAAUAUAUUCGGAAGCAACUCAGAGCAUGCAACUUCCAUGCGGGAAUGUUUUCCAUGUACCUAUGGCCUGAAAUUCUAACCAAGGUAUAUUUGGUGGCAUAAAGAGGCCGAAUUACUGGCCAAAGGGUCAUAGAACAAGUCGUACCUGGUGCCCAUGUGCUUGCUUCCAUCAGAGAAGCAUUGGUUGAGGCAGUGAGACAGUAUUUUCACUCACAGAGCACACAGUGACCCAAUGACAGUGCGGCACAGCAAGUGAUCCCACUUGGUUAUGAAGCACAUUUCCCAGCACUGCCCUGUGGGAGGGGCUGUGCUGACAUGAAUGAGGGGGCAGUUUCCCCUGUGGUACCUGAGCUCUACUUAUUCAGCCAGUAUUACGCCUUCUGCAUUGGUGGCAGGAUCAUUUACCAACCUAUUUGUUUCCAUUUCUGCUCCACGUCAAUAAUGAUGUCAGAAACAAUCAGAAUUGAUUUUCCACUUCUGUUGUCCAGAAAAUUCCGGGUUUUUGGUCUCAGCAUUGUUAAUAACUUUAUUGUUUUCUCAACACAAACAGAAGCUUUGGAGCAUGCGAGAGACUCUCAUUUGGGAGAGUAAUUUGACUGGGUUUUCCUAGAUGGCAGAAGCUGGGAGGGUGACACAGAUGCCUGGUUUAAGAGGGAGAAUUGACUAAGGAUAGCAAUGGUUCCAAUACUUUGAGAAUAGGGUGAAAAGAUGGGUUGGUUGAAGGGAUCAAUUUUGUGUGGAAAUACUCUAGGAUACAGUACGAUCAAUAAAAGGACAAAGUGAUGUUUGUUGAGAUGACUAAACUUCAAGCAAGUCGGCUUGAGGGGUGCCGUGAAACAUUGCAUUGCCUGUGUUUAGCACCUCUGUUUGCUCAAGGAAUGACUGAUGCUGUUAUGCUCCUACCUUUGAAAUGGCUUCUCACAGGAGAUGCUGAAUCCUGGUGAUGCCUCUGCCGCCCAAACUGCUCUAAAGCAUGGGCACUGGGCUGCACCUGCUCUGAACAGCUAAUGGAAUUUGAUAGUGAGGAUUAUAGCACCCAGAAUAGCACUAAUUAGAUGACUAUUGAGGCUUCAUUUUGCACUGGUUGCAUGCUCUUGCACAUGGAAUCUAUCCUAAGUCAUGAAUUUCAUCUGUUAAUGUUGAGGGAUACUAAUACCCACUAAUUGGGAUGACCCUGAGAACUGGAAAGGACAGUGAAGAGGUUUGUCCACUCAAGGGCCAAAGUUGAGGAAUGGGCUGAGGGCCCUGACAUGGUUACUGUUUGGGCUGUGCCAGUCCUCAGAGAGCCCAGUGUCUUGGAAAUGCCCACACUGGACAGAAGACAGUGUAAGCCAUCAAAUGCCAACGCAGACACCAUAGUAAGGAAGCAUCCUCCCUAGUUCUCUGCAGGAUCAGUUGUAACUGGAAGAAUGCUCACUAGCCACUCACUCUCAGAGGAGUCAACAUGUGCUUUUUCCCCUUCCCCAGUGUACACAGCAGUGAAUUUAGUAAUAACAGUUGAUGGGAAUCAGGGUAAAGGCUUAUCAGAGCACUGUUCUAGAAGCCAGAAAUGAAGUCUAUUCUUGGUUGUGGAAAUUGUGGAAUCAGAACCUCUAGUUAGGCCCCUUGAGAUGUAGGAUAGCAAUACCAGGUGCUCUGCGGUCAACUACUUUUGAUUUUACAUGUGUCAUUAUAGUCACAUGUUUACUGGGAUCUACUAUGUGCUUGUGCUCCCUAUUAGAUAGGAGCUAUAUAUUUAUAUUCAUAAGAUAUGGGAGGGAAUGCAUUUGUGACUGUUUUCUUUUAAAAAUAGUGUCUAGCAAAUUCAAAGGACAUGGAAAAGUAAA